This is a messenger RNA of Diversispora eburnea, 128 nucleotides long. Lineage: Eukaryota; Fungi; Glomeromycota; Glomeromycetes; Diversisporales; Diversisporaceae. The record is from the annotation of a GenBank genome assembly.
AAUUUAGAGAACUGAGUGGUGAUAAUAGUGAUAGUAGAAGUGGAGAAAUAAAUAAUGAUGAUAAUAGUGAAAGUGUUGCUACGUUACCUCCAGUCAUCAGAAUUGCAAGCGCUGAAUUAUCUAUCUGA